This is a messenger RNA of Saxophila tyrrhenica, 321 nucleotides long. It is a transcript of the gene DAD1, whose product is annotated as Dolichyl-diphosphooligosaccharide-protein glycosyltransferase subunit dad1. The record is from RefSeq and is a predicted model, not a curated record. Gene Ontology annotation, molecular function: microtubule plus-end binding. Bases 1 to 321 code for a protein of 106 amino acids. Gene Ontology annotation, cellular component: mitotic spindle pole body; mitotic spindle; spindle microtubule. The transcript has 2 exons. NCBI's taxonomy places the organism in Eukaryota, Fungi, Ascomycota, Dothideomycetes, Mycosphaerellales, Extremaceae.
AUGUCGAGCGCGGCCAAUGCAGGUGCUGGCGAGAAGACGUACUUCGAACAACAGCGGGAGUUGGUGAUCAGCGAUGUGGCGGCGGUACGAGACAUGCUACACUCACGCCUAGAGAGCUUUACUGAUGCCAGGCAGAGUCUAGAAAACGUGCUGCAGAACCUCAACAAGCUGAAUCGCAGCCUGGAAGGCGUGAUAGCGGUUGGCAAUGAGUUCAGCCAGGUGGAAGGGCUGUGGUCCCAGUUCGAGAAUGUGAUGGCGAAGGAGCCGGAGAAAGAGGGCACCAAGGACAGCAAAGAGGGCGCGGCGAACGAUGCCGCAUGA